Messenger RNA from Naegleria gruberi, 1233 nucleotides. RefSeq lists its product as uncharacterized. The coding region runs from base 1 to 1233 and encodes 410 amino acids. The transcript has a single exon. Lineage: Eukaryota; Heterolobosea; Eutetramitea; Acrasida; Naegleriidae. The record is from RefSeq and is a predicted model, not a curated record.
AUGAUCAAAAGUAUCAAACAGCAACAUUCAAUGGCAAAGUUCAUGAUGAAAACAACUGCCAAUCAAAAUGUAAUGAUUUUUCAUCAAGCCAAGCAGCAAGGUUUUCAUCAAAACGUAAAACUUGCAAAUAAUCAAAAUGCUCAACUCUCACAUUUGGUGAUCGGAGGAGGUUCUGGAUUUUUAGGUAAACAAGUUUUGAAACAAUUGUUAAAAUCACACAAAGGUGCUGCUGGUGAUGGUUUCACUCAAUUUCAGGAUGAAUUGUCAAAUCUUUCACAAAUUACAAUAAUUUCAAGAAAUCCAAAAGAAACUAAACUUGCAUUAGAAAAAGAAUUGAAAAAUUUGAAUUUGGAAAAGAAUAGUUUAAUUCAAAUUGGUGUAAAGAAUUGGAAAGAUGAUGAUUCAGUUUUUCUGUUCAAUCAUCAAAUAUUUGAUGAGAAGGAAACUUAUGGACGUGAUAAGAAAGUUGCUGCUAUUAAUUUGAGUGGUGUUUCUAUUGGAAAGCAAAGUUGGACUCCCAAAUAUAGAAAGGAAAUAUUCGAAUCUAGAACCAAAACUACUUUGGAUUUGAUUCAAUAUUUGGAUUCAUUUGGUGAAAGUGCUAGUACAUUUAUUGGAACAUCUGCUGUUGGUUUUUAUCCAUGCACCACUGAUGGAAACCAAACUAAUGUUUACACUGAAGAUUUGACAACUCCUGCCAACAAUCAAUUUGGUGAGCUCACUAAUGCAGUUGAAGAAGCCAUCAAAAACACAAAUUCCAACAAUAUCAAAAACAAGAUUAUCAUGAGACCAGGUGUUUUAAUUGGUAAAGGAGGAGGUGUUUUAAAUGACAUGAUGGUUCCAUAUAUUGGAUUGGCUAUUCCAAUAGUUUUUGGAAAUGGAAAUCAACCAUUUAGUUGUAUCCAUCUUGAAGAUGCUGCAAAUAUGUACAUUCACGCAUUAUAUCAAAACUUUAAUUCCCAAAAUAAGCAAGUUGCAAUUUACAAUACUGUAAUGCCUGAAUUGGUCAAUUUCAAACAAUUUGUAAAGUGUUUGAAUUCCAAAGCAAAUCCAUUCUCGUUCCCACUUAUUCCAUUCCCUUACUCAAUUGUAAAGACUAUCUUUGGUAAGGAGAGAGCUCAAUUAUUAUGUGAAGGCCAAUUCGUCCUUCCUGCAAGAGCUCAACAAGAAAAUUUCCAAUUUAAAUAUCCAACUCUUGAUUCAAUGAUUGAACAAGUCACCUCACGCAAAUAA